Molecule: messenger RNA, 25120 nt
Organism: Homo sapiens (human)
Lineage: Eukaryota; Metazoa; Chordata; Mammalia; Primates; Hominidae
Gene: HDLBP
Product: high density lipoprotein binding protein
Exons: 30
Coding region: 19004-22810 (1268 amino acids)
Cellular component (GO): cytoplasm; nucleus
Molecular function (GO): RNA binding; nucleic acid binding
Source: RefSeq, a predicted model, not a curated record
AAGCGUAGCCUCUUCUCCUUUACCAAGAUGGCGGCUUGUCCCUGUUUCGCCACAGUUCCUACCUUAUGAGCUCGGUUUUCUUAUGCUUAUAAGAGUGGAACAGAUGGAGGCAUCUUUGAAAAGUAAAGCGCCUCGUGUGAUACAGAGCUUCCCCUCCUGCAGAUAAGUCUCACAAACACUUAGCAUGUGUCUGUCCAGAGUUUCCUGUUAAAACACACUUUCAGAGGCGUGUAGUGUAUGAAUAAGUGCCAUUUUCAUGGCACAUAUUUUUCAUACAAUAUAUUCUUACAGUAACGAUACUGACAUUAUUAGGAUAUAUCCCAUUUGGAAUAUAUUGUCAAAUUAUUGUGUUUUAAAGUUAAAUAAUUCUCUGAUGCUUAGGCCGCCGCUCUGACAUUGUUAGAUACAUUUGUUUCCAUUUUCUAAGUAGACUUUUUAUUGAGGUAUAAUAAACAUGCACUUUUUAAUGUAUAUAGCUCAGUGAAUUUUCACUAACUGAACUCACUCAUAUAACCAGCAUUGAGAUAAAGAAGUGGAACGUUUUAUUUUUAGAGUUUAGAGUCUGAUUUUUUUUUUUUUCCUUUGAGACAGAGUUUUGUUCUUGUUGCCCAGGCUGGAGUGCAAUGGCGCGAUCUCGGCUCACCACAACCUCCGCCUCUUGGGUUCAAGCAUUUCUCCUGCCUCAGCCUCCCGAGUAGCUGGGAUUACAGGCAUGUGCCGCCACGCCCGGCUAAUUUUGUAUUUUUAGUAGAGACGGGGUUCCUCCAUGUUGGUCAGGCUGGUCUCGAACUCCCGACCUCAGGUAAUCCACCCACCUUGGCCUUUCAAGGUGCUGGGAUUACAGGCGUAAACCACUGUACCCGGCCUCUUCUGAUGUUUAUGGUUCUAAAACAGAGCUGUUACUCUUGUUCUGCUCAGAUGAGCUUGAUUUCCAUCCCUGUCCCCUGUCCCUUCUUUCCUUACCCCAACAUUUUCUUCUUGUUUCUUUCUGAAAAUAUAAACAGACAUACACAUUUCUAUUUCUGACUCUUUCUUACAGAAAGGUAGCAUACCCUGCACCUGCUGGCCUCCGUUGCUCUUUUCAUUAACUGUGUACCCCGAAGACUAUGCAUAGUAGUGUAUGGAGGCUUUCCUUCUACCUUUUAUGCUAUGUGUUGCUUCACUGCAUGGACACAAAGUGGUUUCUUCAGCCCAUCUGCAUAUUGAAGUUGUGUUACUUUCCAGAUUUUUUUUUUUUAGCUUUUUAUGUCUCGCUAUCUCUGCUGUUGCCCUUCUGAAGUCCAUUCAUCCCACACGUGCAGUAGCUGGAGUUUCCUUUUUAUCUAAUACUUGAGUUUCCCACUGCCAUACUCACCCCACGUUGAUGCCUAAUGUCUUCUUGAGGUUUCCUUUAGAGGGCACUCCUUACCUUUGGUGCCAGCCAUUCUGCUAUUCUGAUCCUACUUCCCCUCAUUACUGAUCUUCCUUCUCUGCCAUCCUGACCCCUUCCUGUCCUUGGAUGCCUUUGGAGUUGCAGAGAAGCUGUCUUUAUCUUCCUGGUGUGAUACUUGUUUUCUAAUAGUAGGAAAUAGUGUUUUCUUGUUCUGCCCAGUUUUCUCUCUUUAUAGAUGAGACAUCUAAGUUCCUGCUCCCUGGAUGUAUGUCAGUUUUUCUCUUACAUGGUAAUGUUCUGAUCUGAGUCCGGUAUCUCCAUUGUCUAACUUUGCAUAGAGGAACAUACCUGUGCUUUGGUGGGGACGUUGUGCUUGUAUUCGUGCAGUUUAAUGUUGAAUUAGCUCUUUGUGGAGACAGUUAUAUAAGUAAGCGUUUCUAGGGAGUCUUUAUAUCCAAAAGUGAGGCUUAAUCUCUGAAGAGUAGACUGAUAGGAAGAGAGUACCUGGAGAGAUGAUGCAGUCCCACCUUCUCAUGAGACAAAGGAGGAAGCAGGCCAAGUGAAGAGGGUGAUGUGCCAAGCAGUGUCAGCAGCAGAUCGCACAUUGGAGUGCCACAUGCUCUCCACCCUUGAGAGGAGAAAACCUGAAGACUUGGGUUUUCCUGAUGUGUGUUUUCUUGUUUGUAGAAAAGUAUUGUUUCUAUUUGGAUAGGACUGAGCCCAAGAUUAAUCUUUCAGAUUCUUAAGUAUUUUCCACCCAUGGCGUUAGCUAGCUUUGUAUCCAUAACAGAGUUCUUUAUAAACAUGAGCUAAGCUAAUUCUAGCUCAUAGAACUUUCCUAUGUAAAUUGUAGGAAGGAAAAAAUCAUCAAGUGUAAAUUGUUGCCCUGGGUCAAACUUCAAAUUAUUUUGUUUCUUGUAGUUUAAUGAGAUUUAUAGUGAGGAGAUGGAAGGGAUUUUUAAAUUGCAGGACUAAAGGGGAAUGGCCCUUCCUACAGCCAUUCUGUUCCCAUCCCCUUCCCAGGAACACCAUUACAGUUGGGGUGGGGGCCUGCGUGGGCUUCAAGCCCUGGUGAGGAGUAUGUGUGUGUGCAGGAGCUGCCAUGAAACACCUUUCAGCGGCUCAGGGUGGCAGACUAGUGUUACCAUGGCAGUUAGAGACAUCAGUAAACCCAUGGGUCAUACGGAUGCAUUUCCACCUAGAAGCAGUGGUUUGUUUCUUCAGUGAGUCAAAGAAACUUAAGAUGGAGGAGACCCUAAGGAGUCAUGUAAGUUAAAUGAUCACCCAGUGGAGAGUACACUUCACAGUGGGAAUAAGCUCUGCCCAUUUUUUUUCCUAGGUGCUAAUUCAGGAAAGCAUGCUCACUCUUAGUGAUCCUUUUCUUCAUGUUGAGAUGAAAUGUGUCUUCAGAAUUGUUCUUAGUUGUGCAGGCAACUGGACAGAACUCAGUCCCCCUUUAAAUGCUCUCCACAUGGUAAAGACAGCUCUUAUGUAUCUUGUUCUCAGUUUCCAAGGCUUGAAUAGGUUCAUGUAAAGUCAUCACCACUUCCUCAAAAGGAAAUUAACAAAAAAAAAUUUUAAUUCAGACGUCUUGCAGAUAACGUGGCAAUUGUAAUGAGAAUAGCACAGCAGAGAAAAUAAAUUUUGUGACUCUGUUUUUCACUGAUUUGUAGUACCUGGUGAUACUUAAGUGUCCUCUUUUCCCUCUCCAGGUGGAGGUAUUUUUGUUGAAAAGUAAAGAGCCUCAUAUAAUACAGAGCUUUCCCCUUCUGCUGAUAACUCUCACAAACACUUAGCAUAUGUCCAUCCAUAGUUUCCUAUUAAAACACACUUUGGGGGUAUGUGGUGUAGGAAUAUGUGCCAUUUUUCAUGGUCUUCCCUCCCGUCUUCACAUUCUACAGCUUCACAGCAGAAUUGUCUUUUCAAGUCCAUCUUUUACCCAGCUGUUCAUGUUGAUGCUUGUUGAGGACUGGGCUCUGGACUUCCUGUCCUUUUGCUAUUCUCAAUGACUUGAGUUUCCUUCUAGAGAGGUCUUAUGCAUGUACAAACAUGUAUAUCUUUUAACACGACUGGUUACAUAUCAACGUAACACAUAGCUGCAGGCCAGGCGCAGUGGCUCACACCUGUAAUCCCAGCACUUUGGGAGGCCAAGGCAGGCAGAUCACUGAGGCCAGGAGUUCAACACCAACCUGGCCAAUGUGGUAAAAUCCUGUCUCUACAAAAAAAUAUACAAAAAUUAGCCAGGCAUAGUGGCGCACACCUGUAGUCCAGCUACUUGGGAGGCUGAGGUGGGAGAAUCGCUUGAACCUGGGAGGCAGAGGUUGCAGUGAGCUGCGAUUGUGCUGCUGCACUCCAGCCUGGGCAACAGAGUAAGACCCUGUCUCAGAAAAAAAAAAAAAAAAGAAAGAAAGAAAUAGGCCGGGCGCGGUGGCUUAUGCCUGUAAUUCCAGCACUUUGGGAGACAGGCGGGUGGAUCACGGUGUCAGAAGUUUGAGACCAGCCUGGCCAACAAUGUGAAACCCUGUGUCUACUAAGAAUACAAAAAUCAGCCAGGUGUGGUGGCGCACGCCUGUAGUCCCAGCUACUCGGGAGGCUGAGGCAAGAGAAUCGCUUGAACCCAGGAGGCGGAGGUUUCGGUGAGCCAAGAUCACGCCACUGCACUCCAGCCUGGGCAGUAGAGUGAGACUCUGUCUCAAAACAACAACAACAAACUGCCUCUUCUUGUUCACUGACACUGGGUGUAUGGUUAAAGCCCCCUUAACUGACCUGUUUUGAGGCACAGAGGUUUAUUUAAUCACCAGUCAUUUGAUACAGGGUGAAGACCUAUUUGAAAUGGGACUGGCUGGAUUCUACAUGUUUUCUUUUUUUUUUUUUUUGGAAACAGGGUCUUGCUGUGUUGUCCAGGCUGGAGUGCAGUGGUGCCAUCAUGGCUCACUGCUCAACCCCUGGGGCUCAGGUGAUCCUCCCACCUCAGCUUCCACACUGAGUAACUGGCACUACAGGUGCAUACUACCAUGCCUGGCUAAUUUUUAUUUUUAUUUUUAUUUUUUAUUUUUUGGUAGAGACAGGGUUUCACCAUUGUAAACCCAGGAAAUCUGACAAGUCUCAGUUAAUUUAGAAAGCUUACUUUGCCAAGGGUGAGGACGCGCACCCGUGACCCAGCCUCAGGAGGUCCUGAUGACGUGUGCCCAAGGUGGGCAGAGCACAGUCUGGCUUUAUACAUUGUAGGGAGACAUGAGACAUCAGUCAGCAUAUACAGGACGAACAUUGGUUCGGUCUGGAGAGGCAGGAUGGCUCGAAGCAAAGGCAGGAAGACUCCAAGUGGGGAGGGGACUUCCAAGUCACAGGCAGGUAAGAGACAAAUGGUUGCAUUCUUUGGAGUUUCUGAUGAGCCUCUCCAAAGGAGGCAGUCAGAUACGCAUUUAUCUCAGUGAACAGAGGGGAGACUUUGAAGAGAAUGGGAAGCACGUUGGCCCUAAGCAGUUCCCAGCUAGACUUUUCCUUUUAACUUAGUGAUUUGGGGGCCCCAAGAUUUAUUUUCCUUUCAGACUAUGUUGCCUGUGUUGGUUUUGAACUCCUGGGCUCAAGCGAUCUACCCACCUCAACCUCCCAAAGUGCUGGGAUUACAGGCAUGAGCCACCAUGCCUGGCCACAUACUCUCUUCUUAUGUAAAUGAAAUUGAUAAUAUGUCGUCUAGGAUUUUCAGCAUUCAUUUAAGUGGAACAAAAAUUUAAGAAACUCAUAAUCAGUGUAGAUUCUCUGAGAUUUUAAAGGUUUUCCUCCAUUUGACUUUUUCUUUUAAACAAACAGGUCUUGCUCUUUUUCCCAGGCUGGAGUGCUGUGGCACGAUUGUAACUCACUGCAGCUUCAAAUUGGGUUCAAAUGAUCCUUCUGCCUCAGUCUCCUGAGUAACUAGGAUUACAGGCACAGGCUAAUUGUUUUUAUUUUUUAUUUUUUUAAGAAAUGAGGUCUCACUUUGUUGCCCAGGCUGGUCUCAAACUUUUGGCCUCAAGUGAUCCUUCUGCCUUGGCCUCCCAAAGUGCUAGGAUUAUAGGCAUGAGUCACCAUGUCCAGCCAUAAUUUUUUUAAGGCAACUUGUUUUUCUUGAAAUUUCAGUGUGGUAAAUUUAAUAUCCAUAGAUAAAUUUCUCUUCACUCCUUCAUUAUUUUGAAUUAUUUCUAAAUGUAGUUACAUUAACUAGUGAAACUGGCAUAAACAGGUUUGAGAGCAAGUAAAACUGAGUCUUACUAAGCACACAUCAUCACUGGUGGGGAUCGGUGUUCAGGGCACACUAGAAGGCACUCUGCUCAUGACAUCAAUUAAUAUUUUACUGUGGGGGUGGAGACUUGGUCAUUCAUCAGGUCGUUUAUGGAGGUCAGUGAUAGUGCUUUGUGUUCUGCCACCCUUUGUUUACCCAGUCCCGGACUGAACCAAUGCAAAUGUUUAAUCUUCUGACUCUACAAAAAUGCUACAGUGCACAUCAGGCACACUGCAGAGACACUGCAGGUUUGUGAUACCACCACAAGAAAGCCUGACAUCCCAAUAAAGCACAUCACAUGAGUUUUACGUUUCCCAGUGCAUAUAAAAGCUGUAACAUGUUUAGAAAAACAAUGGUAUAUACUUUAAUUUAAAAUAAUGGUUAAGGCUGGGCGCAGUGGCUCAGGCCUGUAAUCCAGCACAUUGGGAGGCCAAGGUGGGUGGAUCACCUGAGGUCAGGAGUUCGAGACCAGCCUGGCCAACAUGGUGAAACCCCGCCUCUACUAAAAGUACGAAAAUUAGCUGGGUGUGGCGGAGCACACCUGUAAUCCCAGCUACUUGGGAGGCUGAGGCGGGAGAGUCACUUGAACCCGGGAGGUGGAGGUUGCAGUAAGCCAAGAUCAAGACUGUGCCACUGCACUCCAGUCUGGGCAACUGAGUGAGACUCCAUCUCAAAAAAUAAUAAUAAAAUAUUGGUUAAAAAAUGCUCAUGAUCAUUGAGCCUUCAGCAAGUCUUAAUCUUUUUGCUGCUGGAAGGUCUCGCUUUGAUGUUGAUGGCUGCUGACUGAUCAGAGCAGAGGUUGCUACAUGUUGGGGUGACUGGCAAUUUUGUAAAAUCAGACAACAAUGAAGUUUACUGCAUUGAUUGACUCUUCCACAAAAGAUUUCUCUGUAGCACGUGAUGUUGUUUGAUUGCAUUUUCCCACAAUAGAACUACUUUCAGAAUUGGACUCAAUCCUCUCAAACACUGCCAUUGCUUUAUCAGCUAAGUUUAUGUAAUAUUCUAAAUCCUCUGUUGUCAUUUCAACAAUGUUCACAACAUCUUCAUUCAGCAUCUACUUCCUGAGUAGAUUCUAUCUUAGGAAACCACUUUCUCUGCUCAUCCAUAAGAAGCAACUCCUCAUCUGUUCACGUUUUAUCAUGAGAUUGCAGCAAUUCAGUCCCAUCUUCAGGCUCCACUUUUAAUUCUAGUUCUCUUGCUGUUUCUACCACACUUGCAGUUGCUUUCUCCACUGAAGUCUUGAACCCCUCAAAGUCAUGGCAUCCGGAAUGGUGAAUCCUUUACAGGAGGUUUUCAAUGGACUUUGCCCAAAUCCAUGAGAGGAAUAACUAUCUAUGGCAGCUGUAGCCUUAAAAAUAAUUUCUUAAGUAUUAAGUCUUGAAAGUCGAAAUUACUUCUUGAUCCAUGGGCUGCAGAAUGGCUGUUAGCAGGCAUGAAAACAACAUUCAUCUCCUUGUACAUCUCCAUCAGAGCUCUUGGGUGACCAGAUGCUUUGCCAAUCAGCAGUAAUGUUUUGAAAGGAAUCUUUUUUUUUUUUCUGGGCAGUAGAUCUUAACGGUGAGCUUAAAAUACUCAGUAAAUCGUUUUAAACAGAUGUGCUGUCAUCCAGGCUUUGUUUCAUUCAUACAGCACAGGCAGAGUAUAUUUAGUGUAAUUCUUCAGACCCCUAGGAUUUUCAGAAUGGUAAAUGAGCAUUGGCUUUAACAUAAAGUCACUGGCUGCACUAGCCCCUAACAAGAGAGUCAGCCUUUUGAAGCUUUGAAGGCUUCUCUUAGAAGCGAUCUAGCUAUUGGCUGGGCGCAGUAGCUCACGCCUGUAAUCCCAGCACUUCGGGAGGCUGAGGUGGGCGGAUCACGAGGUCAGGAGAUCGAGACCAUCCUGGCUAACACGGUGAAACCCCAUCUCUACUAAAAAUACAAAAAAUUAGCCGGGCGUGGUGGUGGGCGCCUGUAGUCCCAGCUACUCGGGAGGCUGAGGCAGGAGAAUGGUGUGAACCUGGGAGGCAGAGGUUACACUGAGCAGAGAUCAUGCCACUGCACUCCAGCCUGGGCCAUAGAGCGAGACUCUGUCUCAAGAAAAAAAAAAAAAAAGAAGCCAUCUAGCUAUCAAAGUCCUUAGAUGGCAUCUUCUUGCACUAUGAGGCUGUCUCAUUUACACUGAAAAUCUGUUUAGUGCAGCUACUUUCAUCAGUGACCUUAGCUAAAUCUUCAUAACUCACUGCAGCUUCUACAUCAGCACUUGCUGCUUCACCGUGCACUUUCAUGUUAGAGAGAUCUUAAACUUCAAGAACCAACCUCUGCUAGCUUGAGACAUUUUUUCCUGCAGCUUCCUCACCUCUCUCAGCCUUCAUGGAAUUAAAGAGAGUUAGGGCCUUGCUCUGGAUUAGGCUUUGGUUUAAGGGAAUUUUGAGACUGGUUUAAUCUUCUAGCCAGACCACUCAAACUUUCUCCUUAUCAGCGAUAAGGCUGUUUCGCUCUCUUACCAUUUAUGUGUUCACUGGAGUAGCACUUUUCCUUCAGCCUUUUUUCUUUGCAUUCACAGCUUGGCUAUUUGGUGCAAGAGGCCUAGCUUUUGGCGUGUCUUAGCUUUUAACAACUCUUCUUCACGUGCCUUCUUAAUCAUUUCUAGCUUUUGAUUUAAUAUGAGAGACGUGCAGCUCUUCCUUUCACUUGAACACUUAGAAGCAAUUGUUGGGUUAUUAAUUGGUUUCCCCUCAAUAUUGUGUCUAGGGAUCGGGCGGCAUGAGGAGAGGGAGAGAGAUGGGAGUGGCCAGUUGGAGCAGUCAGAACACACACAGCAUUGAUUGAUUAAGUUCUCUGCCUUGUAUGAGCGUGGUUUGUGGCACUCCAAAACAAUUACAGUAGUAACAUCAAGGAUUACAGAUCACCAUAACAGAUACAAUGACAAUGAAAACGUUUGAAAUAUUGCUAGAAUUACCAAAAUGUGCUGUUGGAAAAGAGGCAUGGAAAGACCUGCAGAGUUGCCAAAACCUUCAGCCUAUAAUAAACACAAUGUCUAAAAAACCCAAGUAAGAGAAGCACUGUAAGCUGAAGUGUGCCUCUAUCUUUGGGCACAUGUGUGAGAAAUUCUUAGAAGUAGGAAGUGUUAGAUCAAAGAAUAUUGAUGUUUUAAAUCUCAGUCCACAAUCAAAUAUGUACGCUCUCCAAAGAGACCACACCAAUUAUUCCUCCAGCCACACCUGUUUUCCCACACUUUUUUUUGAGUCUUCAGAUUUUAUUUUUGCCAAACUGAGGUGAAAUGUAGAAUCUUAUUCUACUUUUCACUUGCAUUUUAAAAUACAAAUUGAAUAAAUGUUUCCUGCAUUUCCAUGAAAGGCCUGCUUGUAUCUUUUGCCCAUUUUUUAAAAAUGGGUUAUUAAAGAGUCCUUUAGGAAAUACUGUAAACGUAACGUGCUCCUCUUUUCCCCAGAAAUGUUUGAGCCUGCCACGUGUGCCAUGUUUGUGUUUGUGGUAGAGGAGAUGCUUUCAUGAUUGAGAAGAAGACGCAUUUUAUACUCUUUUCCCCUAAUGUAAAUUUAUUCAUUAAACACAAAAGAUUUGUAAUAAAAUAUUUUUUCCUUAAGAUUGUUAUAUAAAGUUUACUAAUGAGAAAAACUCCCUUGUCAGUUUAUAGUUUAGCUUUGGUUUGAAAAUACAGACACUGUAGCACUGCUGUCCAAUAUGAGCCACAUAUAUUUAAAAUUUUCCAACAUCUGCCUUAAAAAUAUAAAAAUAAACAAGUGAAGUUAAUUUUAAUAAUAUUGUUUCACCCAAUGUAAGAUACUACCAUUUUACAUGUAAUCCAUCCUAAAACUAAUAAUAAAAUGUUUUAGAUAGUAUUUCUUGUACUAAAUCUUCAAAAUCUGAUGUAUAUUUUAGACUUACAGCACAUAUCAUUUUAAACUAGCCACGUGUGAAGGCUGUAGUGACAUGUGGCCAGUAGAUGUUGGCCAGCACAGCUCAAAAGAGUAGUCUAUUUCUAUGAAAAUCCAUCAAUUUAUUCUUUUGGACCUAACAUUUGUCCUAUCCUCUUUUUUAUUUUUUUGAGACAGGGUCUCACUUGGUCAGCCAGGCUGGAGUGCAGUGUCACGAUCUCAACUCAUUGCAACCCCCACCUCCUAGGCCCAAGCAAUUCUCCCACCUCAGCCUCCCGAGUAGCUGGGAUUACAGGCACGUGCCACCAUGCCUGGCUUAUUUAUUUAUUUAUUUUUAAGACGGAGUUUCACUCCUGUUGCACAGGCUGGAGUGCAAUGGCGCGAUCUCGGCUCACUGCAACCUCUGCCUCCCGGGUUCAAGCGAUUCUCCCACCUCAGCCUCCCGAGUAGCUGGGAUUACAGGCAUGCACCCCCAAGCCCGAGUAAUUUUGUGUUUUAGUAGAGAUGGGGUUUCUCCCUGUUGGUCAGGCUGAUCUCGAUCUCUCGACCUCAAGUGAUCCGCCCACCUCGGCCUCCCAAAGUGCUGGGAUUACAGGCGUGAGCCACCGCGCCCAGCCCCCCAUCUUAUUAAGAAAAUAAAUUGUAUUUAUCUGACACAUGUUCUUUAAUUAGGCUCUAAGUAAAUAUUAUUCUUUACUCAGCUGUAGAAAUAUGUGCUGAUUGUUUCUGUAUUUGUAAAAUUAAUGUAGUGGCAUACUCCACUAAAUGUAUUAAUUUAGUGGAAAGUAGUGAGUUUAGUGGUUUAGUGGAAUUAAAUGUUAGCAUUCCCAAACAGUGAGAUACCUAUUAAAGGGCAGGUUCUUUUAGAUACCAUUUUCCUUGAUCUUUUUAACAACUUGCAGAAAAGGCCCCAAAACUUAGAAAUGUGAAUUAUUAAAGUUGAGAGCUUAAACAACUAGCCAAGGUGACCCAAAUUAUAUCUGAGCAAGAUUCUGAAAGCAGGUAUCCUGGCAACAAGUUUGGUGUUCUUUAUACAAUUUGUUCUCAUUAUAGGUGCCUAUAAUGACUCGGAUAAAACACAAGUUACGUAUUUUCACCUUACCUAGAAAUACGUGAAUCAAAGAAAUAAGCCAGAGAACAGUGUCACUGGAGAAUAUACUAAGUUACCUUUUCUGUUACUUCCUGAAAAGUAGUGAAACUGACAGAAUUAGUUAGUGGAGAAAGAACAAGGCAAAUUUACAGGAAACCCUGGACUGCAAGGUCUUUGUUUCUGUCUCAUCUGAACUUUCGUGAGACUUUAUUUUAGGGCUGGGAGUUUAAUGUAAUAAUAUAUACUGUAAUAUAUAUUAGCAGUAAAUACAUGUGAGCCAAAGAAAAGUUGUUCCUUAUUAGAAUAUGCUACAAGUCAAAUUAAACUGAGUAUAAAUAAGCUUAAUUAUAAAAUUAGUUUGUGCUAAUAAAAAUGUAAUAUGAGCCACAUAUAAUUUUAAAUUUUCAGCUUUCAAAUGGGAUGGAAACAUUUCUUUGACCUGACUUUGACCACCACACUCAGUAUGGGAGUGCAAAUUGUGCUAAACUUAGCUCCCAUCCCAUGGUGCCAAUAACUUCCUAUAAGACUGCACUGCUGCCAAGGAAGUGGUGGGCGCCUGUCCUCCACAUCUCUGCUCCCACAGCCUUGGAGAUGACCCCUGGUCCGCUGCUCCUCCUAACCCCUUCAGCAUGGCUCCACUGCAGCGGGUUCCUGUCAGGUGAUAAGUUAAAGCAAAGAGAGGAGUAGGCUGCAUAAAUUGUAUACCUCUGUUUAUCCAUGUUAUCCACUGACAAUUAGGUUCUUAAAAAUUUGUUGACUAUUACUAGCAGUGCAGUGAGAUGAGCAUUCUUGUACAUAUUUCCUUUUGCCCAGGAAAGCUUUUUCCUGAAGUACGUCUCCAGAAGUGGGAUCGUUCGCUCGUGGAGUAUUUGCUUCUUAAGCCUUAAUAGGCCUUGCAAAUGGUGUCAAAUAAGGACCUAGUUUUUCCCUCCUACUGUAGAUAACCAGUUUUCCCAGAGCCAUUGAUUGCAUCAUCCAUCUCCCUGCUGAUCCACACGACCACAUCUGAGGCAGGCAAUGUCAGUGUCUGUGGUGUCUGCGUUGGGCCCACUCUGCUGCUCCCUUGUUCUCUGUGUCUGUCCCCGGCACUAGCACCACAGCCUGAAUUACUGACACUGGAGAGAGCAAGCCCUCCUCCACGUUGUUUUCUUCAGAGUUAUAUUAGCUGUUCUUGGUCCUUGAUCUUUUGUAUAAAUUUUGUUGUGUAAAUAUGAUUGUAUUUGUAACUAUUCUAAAAAUGGUGUAUAUAAAUAAUUUUUUUUACAAUUCAGUGUUUGCAAUGCAACAUUAUAAAAAUUACAUAUAGAAAACUUGUAUAAAUAAAAAUUGUAUAAAAUCUGGUUGUAAAAUUCCAUACACACACAUACCUUUUGGGAUUUAAGUUACAUUUGCAUUGAAUUUCUAGUCUAAUUAGGGGAGAAUUACUAUCCAUGAUUAAGUCUUUCUUUAGAUGACCAUGGCCUGUCUCCAUUUAUUAAGGUCAUUUCUGUAUUUUGACAAAGGUUUUUAUAAGUUCUAUAAAUCACAUUUUUUUUCUUAAUUAGAUUUUAAAAAAUUUUUUUAGAGGGGUGGAGAGGGGACAGAGUCUCACGCUGUUGCUCACGCGGCAGUGCAGUGGCGUGAUCUUGGUUCACUGCAGCAUCCGCCUCCUGGGUUCAAGCGAUUCUCGUGUCUCAGCCCCCCAAGUAGCUGGGACUACAGGCAUGCAUCACCACACCCGGCUUAGAUUUAUUUUUAAUAGUUUGUUGCUGGUGUUUUGGAAACAUAAUUGAUUGUGUGUAUUGGUUUUAUUUCCAGAAAACUUACUGAACUUUUUAAUUAGUUCUAAUAGUGUGUCCAUACAUCCUCCUGGAUUUUCUUCCAGCACAGUUAUAUUGUCUGUGAAUACUGGCAGUUUUGGUUCAUUUUCAAUUCUGGUAACUUUCUUUUCUUGCCAUACUGCCCUGGCUUAUAUUCCUAGUUGCUAUUAGGAAUGGGUUAAUUAGUUGAGAUUCUUCAUUUGAAUUUUUUUUUUUUUGGAGAUGGAGUCUUGCUCUGUUGCCCAGGCUGGAGUGCAGUGGCACCAUCUUGUUUCACUGCAACCUCCACCUCCCGGGUUCAAGCAAUCCUCCUGCCUCAGCCUCCCAAGUAGCUGGGAGUACAGGCAUGUGCCACCAUGCCCGGCUAAUGUUUGUAUGUUUAGUAGAGACGGAGUUUCGCCAUAUUGGCCAGGCUGGUCUCGAACUCUUGACCUCAGGUAUCUGCCUGCCUCAGCCUCCCAAAGUGCUGGGAUUACAGGCACGAGCCACCGUGCCCAGCCUAUUUGAAUCUUUUGAAAUGAUCAAAUUAUCUUUGCCCCUCAUGCUGUUAAUGUGGCGAGUAACUUUACUCUGUUUUUCUAAUAUUGUACCCCCCCACAUUACUGGAUUAAACUUCAUCGUGAUAAUAUUUGUUUUUCUAUUUCUGGGUCAGUUUGCAAGAUUGUUUCAGGCUUUGGCUUUUAAAUACCUAGGUGAGAUUCACCUACUCCUUUGUCUGUGAUGAGUCCAAGCCCCCUAGCUUUGUGUGGGAGAUAAUCUCUGAAAGCUUCCUUACAAAAGCAUUUGGAGACCCGCCUUUUUGUUGUAUUAUUUUGUUGUUGUUGUUUUUUGGUUUUUUUUGAGAUGGAGUUUCACUUUUGUUUCCCAGACUGGAGUGCAAUGGCGUGGUCUCGGCCCACGGCAACCUCCACCUCCCAGGUACAAGCGAUUCUCCUGCCUCGGCCUCCUGAGUAGCUGGGAUUACAGGCAUGCACCACCACGCCCAACUAAUUUUGCAUUUUUAGUAGAGAUAGGGUUUCAUCAUGUUGGUCAGGCUGGUCUCGAACUCCCAACCUCAGGUGAUCCGCCCGCCUCGGCCUCCCAAAGUGCUGGGAUUAUAGGCGUGAGCCACCUCGCCCGGCCUUGUUGUAAGUUUUAUAUUUGUUUCUUUGAAGAUUGGGGAAGGUUGGUUAUUGAAACUAUAUUUCUAACUCAGUUUGGGUAACUUAUUUUUCUAGAAUUUGCCCAUUUCAUCUGUUUUCGAGUUUUUGACACUACUCUUCUCAAUAGAAUUCUUACAUGAUUUUUCAAAGUCUCCAUUUUAGCUGUAGUUUUUGACCCCCUUUUAAUUCUUAAUAUUGCCUACUUAUACUGUCCUUUUUUCAGGAAUCAUUUUUGCCAGAGAUUGAACUUGUCUUUUAAAAAAUUUGGAUGUAGGUUUUGUUUAUCCUUUGUGGUAUAUGUCUUUUAGUUCAUUAAUAUCUUAUCUUUAUUUCCUUCUACCUUUCUUUUGUUUAUUCUGGUGUUUUUUGUUCUAGUUUCAGUAGUGGAUGAUUAGCUUAUUUUAUUUUUUUCCUCUUCACUAAUAGGAUGGCUUAAAGUUACAAGGCUUUAAGCAACAAUCUUGUUUCAUUCCACAAGGUGGGAUAUAUAAUUGCUUAAUGGCUUAGUUUUAAAUGUUUUCAGAUUUCUUCCUUGUUCCAUGAGUUACUUAGAAGCAAGUUUUAAAACUUAUAUAGUCUUUAAAUUUUUAAGUUGAGUUCUAAUUGAGUGGUGGUCUGAGAAUGUUACUAUGAUUUAAUUCUUUACUAUUUGUUUAAUUUUUUUUUUUUUUUUAGCUCCUGGCCAGGUUUUAUGGUUUUUUAAAAAGGUGUCACUUUUAAUCAUGUGUUCAAUAAAGUAGAUUUAUUAAUUGUGUUUGCAUCCUCUAUACAUUUUCCAAUCCCAUAACCUGUGUUACCAAGAGAGUUGGGUCAGUCUCACCCUUUAACCUUGGAUAUAUCAAUUUCUCCUAGUAACCUUCAGUUUUUACUUUAUAUGUUUUGCAGCUAUGUUAUUAGAUACAUGUAAUCAGAGUUACUGAAUUUUUAAGUUCUUGACCUUCUCUGUUCUUAAUAAUGAUUUUUAUCCUACAGUCUGUGUUAUCUGAAAAUAAUAUAACCAACUUUCAUAUGGUUAGUAUUUGCUCGGAGUACUUCUUCCAUCUCUUUAUUUCAGCCUAUAUGUCUGUAUGGUUUAGGACUGUUGAAUGGCCUAUAGCUGCUGUUAGAGUUGGUCAGUUUAGUCUGUUAACACGUAUUUAGAUUACUGAUGGGUUUGAAUUCAUUCCUCUCAUCAGUUUUGUGUUUUAUUUACCUUGCUUUUUCAUUGCUUCUUUUACUUUUCUUGCCUCCUAUUCUUUUUUCUUGUUUUCUCUCUUUUCUUUAACAAUUAUUAAUACAGUAUAAUGUAACCAGUAAUAAUGUACAUCGUAAUGAAUACCGCUGAACCUACCACCUAAUCCAAGAUCUAGAACAUUGCCAAUAACUUCCAUUUGAGUAAGAGUUUAGUUUGAAUGUUAAAAACUCUUUGUUUUUCCUAGAUUGUCUUUAAAUUUUUAACAUUCAUUCUCAACAAGGGCUAAAAUUAGUAUCUCUAGCCUCUCCCCAAAUAAUAAGAAUCUUGAAACCUUGCAACUUCAUAUCCCCCUUCCACCUUAUAUAUUAUUGCUGCCUAAGCAUUUUAAUUCUGUCUUUUAUUUUAUUUUGUACUUGCAUAUUCUGCUUACGUACCUAUCUAUAAUUUAAUUCCCUUCAAAUUUUAUUGUUGAUAUUAGUAUAGGGUCACCACUUGUUUCACUUUAUCUAGGUUGCUGGUUUAUCAGUAUUCCUUCUUUCUGGUCUCUCUGGCUUUCAUUUUCUUGCUGAAAUAUGUCCUUUAGUAGGUCUGUCAGCAGGGAUCUAUUGGUAGUAGUUGCUUUAUCUUUGAAUAUGUCUAUUCUCAUUCUUAAAUGAAAAAGAAUUCUUAAAUCCAAAUUGACAGUUAUUUCUUUCGCCAUAAUUUAUAUAUAGCCAUUAUCCUCUGGUAUGUAUUGUUUUAAGUGGUCUGCCUUUGGUCUCAUAGUAUUCUUUAUGAGUAACCUGUCUUUUCUCUCUAGUUGCUUUUAAGGUCCUGCUCUUGUCUUUGGUGCUCUGAGGUUACUCUGUAGUGUGUUUUGAUUUGGAUUAGUUUAAAUUAUCCUGCUAGACACCUUCUCUGUCUUUUUUGGGAUGAGGGAAGAAUGUUGUAUCAUUAAAUCUUAGAAUUUUCUCAGCUAUUUUAAAAAAUGUUUCUUCUCUGUUCUUUGGAUUUUUUCUUUUCUCUUUUUGUUUUGGAACUCCAGUUAUAGACAUAUGUUAGAGUUUCUCAUUCCAUGGUUCUUAGCUCUUUCAUUCGUUCCAUCUCUCGAUUUUUUUUCUAAAAUGUCACCUUUAUGUCUCUUAUGCUUUUUUAUUGUCUCAAUCUUAGUUCUGUCUCCCGAAGUUCUUGAGUCUAAUCCUACUUCUAAUCCAUCCUUCCUUCUUUUUGAGCUUUGGGCUUUUAGCCUCUCUACCAUUUGUGCUGAUCUGUGGGUAUCCUUUUUAGCCUGGUAUGAGGUUUAUUCUUUCCUGAGGCGGGGUGGGGGGGAAUUGCUUUCUGUUUUGUUAAUAUCUCAGUUUGGGCUAGGGGUUCCUGGACAAAUGGGCUUGGUUGUAGAGUACUAGUCCAUUGUCCCUACAGCUCAAGAGAUGCUUCUGUCUGCCAGCUCAGGAUAGUCAGAGAAGGCAUCCUGUAGUCCCCUCUACACUAGUGGGCUUUUCUUCUUCUUUUUUUGAUCUACCUAUCUUCUGGUAAGUGUAGCCCUUUUGGGGAUCAUGACUUUAUGGAAUAGGAGGGUAUCUCUUCUCACCUCCUACCUUGAGCAGACCCAAACUUCUCCCCCGUCCCUUUGAGGGCUGAAAACUCAAAUGUCACAGACAGACGUUCACACUUCAUUUGGUCUGAAUAUUGCUAGCCAUGGAAUUUCUAAAAUUUGCUUCUACGAACUAUUUAUUAGUUUCAGUGUGCUAAGCCUGCUGGGAGGAAAUGCUGGUUGUGAGCAUCAGCACAGAAGCAUUCUGGACGGUUAUUAGCACAAAGUUAGCAUAUGAUUUUGUAAUCUCUUCUGCUAACAGUGUUUUUUAAACUAACUCUUUACGGUGUCCUGUGUACUAGGUACUGUGCCUGUGCUGACUUCCUAGCUUUAUUGGAAGUUCCUUGACAGCGGACCGAAUCCCUACCCGUUACUCUUUCUCCAUCUCCCUCUGCAGUGCUGAGCCCUCAAAAACAAAACAGCAACAAAAAACACACUUGCACUAGUUGCUGAUUGGUUAAUCCCCACGGAAAGGUUACCAACAAACCACAGCAGUGACACAGAAGGGAAUGCCUAUUUCCACAUCUAGGGAGGCCCACCUGCCCAGUUCCGUGCUGCUGACUUAGAGCACGGCUUUGCUGAUGAUAUCCUUGGCUCCUUCUCUGCGUCAAGCCGCAGGUGUUCUCUGCCUUCUGUGAUUCUGCUCCCCUCCCUAGGUGGUGUCAUGAAGUGCAUGGUAUUUCUGCUGGCUCCUAGGCUUUUCCCCUGACCUUGCACAUACAGUUGCCUGCUCCACUUCCCCACCUGCCCAGUCAGGGCAUCACACCCCCUUAUCCAUCCAGUCUUCCUUGAAUUUUACCCACCUCAGUGAGGGCAGCUCUUCCCAGUCACUCAGGCCAAGAACCUGUGUCUUUCUUAACUUCUUUUACACCCCUCUUCUGGUCAAUAAGGAACUUCUUGGUGCUUCUUUCUGAAUAUAUACCAAAUCUGGCCAUUUAUUUCCUCCAUUAUGCCCACCAUAAUGCAAGCCAUUGUCAUCUUUAGACUGAACUAUAGUAGGCCUCCCCUGCCCUCCCCUCCCCUGCCACUUAGUGUCAGUGUUCCACGAAAAAAAAAAAAACACGUCUGAUCCUGCCUUCUGCUGCUUGCAGCCCCCACCCAGCUCCCACCAUCCUCAACAGCACCCGUGGCCUGGCUGCAGGCUGUGCGGACCUGACCCCAUUCCCUGGGUAAGGCUGGGUGUGCCCCUACCUCUUCCCCUGUGUGGGACGGUCUUGUCCCCAGAUACCUGUAGUUGAUCCUGUGCCCUAUGCAGGAUUCUGUUGACCUGCGACUUUGCCAGAGGUUCAGACUGACAUCUCUACAGAUUGCUCGACUCCCUUUAUACCCUUAAAAGAAACAGUGGCAGUUAUCACUUAGUAAACACAAUGGAUGCAGAAGUGACAAGUCCUUCCCGGAGGGUGGAGACCCCGAGAGUAGGGAUUCCGUUCCGCCCAGUCCUGCGUAUCCACCGUGGGCUCAGAGGCCACACACCGGUUCUUUUGCGUGUAUACAUCUAUGUAGAGAUGGAGCCAUAAGUAAUACACGCUUUAAAGGAAGGGGAUUUUACAUUUUGGGGGGGAGAUUAAGUUGAUUGCCAAGGAAUCGGGUGGGGAUAGUUUAUAAAAGUGAGGGACAUAAGGAAUAGGCACGCAGGAAUGAGGGAAUGAAAGCCCUGGAGCCGCCUGGGAGCCUCACUGCGCUGUAGGACCUCGUGCCAGUGUGGCCAUCCGUUUACGAUGUGGUGGGCAUCCUUUGAGGUUUUUCUUCUGAUUUUGGGGAGGUGGGCGGUACUGGUGACAUCUGCUUCCAGAGCAGCCGUCCUUCCUGCUCCCUUUCUGGUCUUCGGUUGUUUCCACUCGGGUUCUUGCGGGGCGCGCUCCCUCUGCUUUCUGGAGGUGAUUAAUUUCCCAACUCCUCGGCACCGCCUUCCCCACCCGAAAAAAGGAUGCAGAACCACGCCUGCAGUUGGGUGGGCCUCCCGGGUGCUGGGCGGCCCGGGGCGGCGGGGACCCCAGCGGCGGGGCGGGCGGGCGCUGACGUGUCCAGGCGGGAUUGGGCCGCCGCCCUAUAUAGCAGCCGGGGCCCGGGCGCCGCGCCUCGGAGCGUCCCGGCUUCUCCCGCGCGGGGGGCGAGUAAGCCAGCGGCAGGACCAGCGGGCGGGGGCCCACGAACACAUGCCUCACUCCUGUCAGCAGUUCCACCUUUUCAUGGUUGAGGAGCACAUGUGGUCGCCAGCCUCCCAUCUCCAGAGUCCCCUAAGGCAAGGUGACUCACCCUCCUACUUCACAGAGUUCUUGGUCCUCCCCAGACAGCCUUUGAAGGUUCCUUUCAAUCCUGCGAUUUCAUGACCUGGUUUCUAGAUCCCCAGUGGAUUAGAAAGGACUGAAGGACUUUUACAGGCUAACAGCAAGAAGAACAAAGUAACUGCAAAAUAGACGGAGAAUUCUUGAAGACGGUAGCUCUUGGUCACCAUAAGCGCUGCAGAGACCCCGAGGUCCACAUUCUGUUGUAGGUCAGAGCCCAGCACAACAACCCUUCUUCUGGUUCAGCCGCCCAGCGGUUAUGUGGGGUACGGGAAAGAUGAUCCAGCCAUGCAGGAGAGCACCAGUGGUUCUGUGAGGAUUUUACUUCAAAAUACAAAAGCUGGCAGGCUGACAGAGGCGGCCUCAGGACGGACCUUCUGGCUACUGACCGUUUUGCUGUGGUUUUCCCGGAUUGUGUGUAGGUGUGAGAUCAACCAUGAGUUCCGUUGCAGUUUUGACCCAAGAGAGUUUUGCUGAACACCGAAGUGGGCUGGUUCCGCAACAAAUCAAAGUUGCCACUCUAAAUUCAGAAGAGGAGAGCGACCCUCCAACCUACAAGGAUGCCUUCCCUCCACUUCCUGAGAAAGCUGCUUGCCUGGAAAGUGCCCAGGAACCCGCUGGAGCCUGGGGGAACAAGAUCCGACCCAUCAAGGCUUCUGUCAUCACUCAGGUGUUCCAUGUACCCCUGGAGGAGAGAAAAUACAAGGAUAUGAACCAGUUUGGAGAAGGUGAACAAGCAAAAAUCUGCCUUGAGAUCAUGCAGAGAACUGGUGCUCACUUGGAGCUGUCUUUGGCCAAAGACCAAGGCCUCUCCAUCAUGGUGUCAGGAAAGCUGGAUGCUGUCAUGAAAGCUCGGAAGGACAUUGUUGCUAGACUGCAGACUCAGGCCUCAGCAACUGUUGCCAUUCCCAAAGAACACCAUCGCUUUGUUAUUGGCAAAAAUGGAGAGAAACUGCAAGACUUGGAGCUAAAAACUGCAACCAAAAUCCAGAUCCCACGCCCAGAUGACCCCAGCAAUCAGAUCAAGAUCACUGGCACCAAAGAGGGCAUCGAGAAAGCUCGCCAUGAAGUCUUACUCAUCUCUGCCGAGCAGGACAAACGUGCUGUGGAGAGGCUAGAAGUAGAAAAGGCAUUCCACCCCUUCAUCGCUGGGCCGUAUAAUAGACUGGUUGGCGAGAUCAUGCAGGAGACAGGCACGCGCAUCAACAUCCCCCCACCCAGCGUGAACCGGACAGAGAUUGUCUUCACUGGAGAGAAGGAACAGUUGGCUCAGGCUGUGGCUCGCAUCAAGAAGAUUUAUGAGGAGAAGAAAAAGAAGACUACAACCAUUGCAGUGGAAGUGAAGAAAUCCCAACACAAGUAUGUCAUUGGGCCCAAGGGCAAUUCAUUGCAGGAGAUCCUUGAGAGAACUGGAGUUUCCGUUGAGAUCCCACCCUCAGACAGCAUCUCUGAGACUGUAAUACUUCGAGGCGAACCUGAAAAGUUAGGUCAGGCGUUGACUGAAGUCUAUGCCAAGGCCAAUAGCUUCACCGUCUCCUCUGUCGCCGCCCCUUCCUGGCUUCACCGUUUCAUCAUUGGCAAGAAAGGGCAGAACCUGGCCAAAAUCACUCAGCAGAUGCCAAAGGUUCACAUCGAGUUCACAGAGGGCGAAGACAAGAUCACCCUGGAGGGCCCUACAGAGGAUGUCAAUGUGGCCCAGGAACAGAUAGAAGGCAUGGUCAAAGAUUUGAUUAACCGGAUGGACUAUGUGGAGAUCAACAUCGACCACAAGUUCCACAGGCACCUCAUUGGGAAGAGCGGUGCCAACAUAAACAGAAUCAAAGACCAGUACAAGGUGUCCGUGCGCAUCCCUCCUGACAGUGAGAAGAGCAAUUUGAUCCGCAUCGAGGGGGACCCACAGGGCGUGCAGCAGGCCAAGCGAGAGCUGCUGGAGCUUGCAUCUCGCAUGGAAAAUGAGCGUACCAAGGAUCUAAUCAUUGAGCAAAGAUUUCAUCGCACAAUCAUUGGGCAGAAGGGUGAACGGAUCCGUGAAAUUCGUGACAAAUUCCCAGAGGUCAUCAUUAACUUUCCAGACCCAGCACAAAAAAGUGACAUUGUCCAGCUCAGAGGACCUAAGAAUGAGGUGGAAAAAUGCACAAAAUACAUGCAGAAGAUGGUGGCAGAUCUGGUGGAAAAUAGCUAUUCAAUUUCUGUUCCGAUCUUCAAACAGUUUCACAAGAAUAUCAUUGGGAAAGGAGGCGCAAACAUUAAAAAGAUUCGUGAAGAAAGCAACACCAAAAUCGACCUUCCAGCAGAGAAUAGCAAUUCAGAGACCAUUAUCAUCACAGGCAAGCGAGCCAACUGCGAAGCUGCCCGGAGCAGGAUUCUGUCUAUUCAGAAAGACCUGGCCAACAUAGCCGAGGUAGAGGUCUCCAUCCCUGCCAAGCUGCACAACUCCCUCAUUGGCACCAAGGGCCGUCUGAUCCGCUCCAUCAUGGAGGAGUGCGGCGGGGUCCACAUUCACUUUCCCGUGGAAGGUUCAGGAAGCGACACCGUUGUUAUCAGGGGCCCUUCCUCGGAUGUGGAGAAGGCCAAGAAGCAGCUCCUGCAUCUGGCGGAGGAGAAGCAAACCAAGAGUUUCACUGUUGACAUCCGCGCCAAGCCAGAAUACCACAAAUUCCUCAUCGGCAAGGGGGGCGGCAAAAUUCGCAAGGUGCGCGACAGCACUGGAGCACGUGUCAUCUUCCCUGCGGCUGAGGACAAGGACCAGGACCUGAUCACCAUCAUUGGAAAGGAGGACGCCGUCCGAGAGGCACAGAAGGAGCUGGAGGCCUUGAUCCAAAACCUGGAUAAUGUGGUGGAAGACUCCAUGCUGGUGGACCCCAAGCACCACCGCCACUUCGUCAUCCGCAGAGGCCAGGUCUUGCGGGAGAUUGCUGAAGAGUAUGGCGGGGUGAUGGUCAGCUUCCCACGCUCUGGCACACAGAGCGACAAAGUCACCCUCAAGGGCGCCAAGGACUGUGUGGAGGCAGCCAAGAAACGCAUUCAGGAGAUCAUUGAGGACCUGGAAGCUCAGGUGACAUUAGAAUGUGCUAUACCCCAGAAAUUCCAUCGAUCUGUCAUGGGCCCCAAAGGUUCCAGAAUCCAGCAGAUUACUCGGGAUUUCAGUGUUCAAAUUAAAUUCCCAGACAGAGAGGAGAACGCAGUUCACAGUACAGAGCCAGUUGUCCAGGAGAAUGGGGACGAAGCUGGGGAGGGGAGAGAGGCUAAAGAUUGUGACCCCGGCUCUCCAAGGAGGUGUGACAUCAUCAUCAUCUCUGGCCGGAAAGAAAAGUGUGAGGCUGCCAAGGAAGCUCUGGAGGCAUUGGUUCCUGUCACCAUUGAAGUAGAGGUGCCCUUUGACCUUCACCGUUACGUUAUUGGGCAGAAAGGAAGUGGGAUCCGCAAGAUGAUGGAUGAGUUUGAGGUGAACAUACAUGUCCCGGCACCUGAGCUGCAGUCUGACAUCAUCGCCAUCACGGGCCUCGCUGCAAAUUUGGACCGGGCCAAGGCUGGACUGCUGGAGCGUGUGAAGGAGCUACAGGCCGAGCAGGAGGACCGGGCUUUAAGGAGUUUUAAGCUGAGUGUCACUGUAGACCCCAAAUACCAUCCCAAGAUUAUCGGGAGAAAGGGGGCAGUAAUUACCCAAAUCCGGUUGGAGCAUGACGUGAACAUCCAGUUUCCUGAUAAGGACGAUGGGAACCAGCCCCAGGACCAAAUUACCAUCACAGGGUACGAAAAGAACACAGAAGCUGCCAGGGAUGCUAUACUGAGAAUUGUGGGUGAACUUGAGCAGAUGGUUUCUGAGGACGUCCCGCUGGACCACCGCGUUCACGCCCGCAUCAUUGGUGCCCGCGGCAAAGCCAUUCGCAAAAUCAUGGACGAAUUCAAGGUGGACAUUCGCUUCCCACAGAGCGGAGCCCCAGACCCCAACUGCGUCACUGUGACGGGGCUCCCAGAGAAUGUGGAGGAAGCCAUCGACCACAUCCUCAAUCUGGAGGAGGAAUACCUAGCUGACGUGGUGGACAGUGAGGCGCUGCAGGUAUACAUGAAACCCCCAGCACACGAAGAGGCCAAGGCACCUUCCAGAGGCUUUGUGGUGCGGGACGCACCCUGGACCGCCAGCAGCAGUGAGAAGGCUCCUGACAUGAGCAGCUCUGAGGAAUUUCCCAGCUUUGGGGCUCAGGUGGCUCCCAAGACCCUCCCUUGGGGCCCCAAACGAUAAUGAUCAAAAAGAACAGAACCCUCUCCAGCCUGCUGACCCAAACCCAACCACACAAUGGUUUGUCUCAAUCUGACCCAGCGGCUGGACCCUCCGUAAAUUGUUGACGCUCUUCCCCCUUCCCGAGGUCCCGCAGGGAGCCUAGCGCCUGGCUGUGUGUGCGGCCGCUCCUCCAGGCCUGGCCGUGCCCGCUCAGGACCUGCUCCACUGUUUAACACUAAACCAAGGUCAUGAGCAUUCGUGCUAAGAUAACAGACUCCAGCUCCUGGUCCACCCGGCAUGUCAGUCAGCACUCUGGCCUUCAUCACGAGAGCUCCGCAGCCGUGGCUAGGAUUCCACUUCCUGUGUCAUGACCUCAGGAAAUAAACGUCCUUGACUUUAUAAAAGCCAAACGUUUGCCCUCUUCCUUUCCCACCUCCCUCCUGCCAGUUUCCCUUGGUCCAGACAGUCCUGUUUGUGGAGUGCAAUCAGCCUCCUCCAGCUGCCAGAGCGCCUCAGCACAGGUGUCAGGGUGCAAGGAAGACCUGGCAAUGGACAGCAGGAGGCAGGUUCCUGGAGCUGGGGGGUGACCUGAGAGGCAGAGGGUGACGGGUUCUCAGGCAGUCCUGAUUUUACCUGCCGUGGGGUCUGAAAGCACCAAGGGUCCCUGCCCCUACCUCCACUGCCAGACCCUCAGCCUGAGGUCUGGUGAGUGGAGCCUGGAGGCAAGGUGGUAGGCACCAUCUGGGUCCCCUGUGGCCGUCACAGUGUCUGCUGUGAUUGAGAUGCGCACAGGUUGGGGGAGGUAGGGCCUUACGCUUGUCCUCAGUGGGGGCAGUUUGCCUUAGAUGACAGCUGGGCUCUUCUUCACACCACCUGCAGCCCCUCCCUGCCCCUGCCCUAGCUGCUGUGUGUUCAGUUGCCUUCUUUCUACCUCAGCCGGCGUGGAGUGGUCUCUGUGCAGUUAGUGCCACCCCACACACCCGUCUCUUGAUUGAGAUGUUUCUGGUGGUUAUGGGUUUCCCGUGGAGCUGGGGGUGGGCGCCGUGUACCUAAGCUGGAGGCUGGCGCUCUCCCUCAGCACAGGUGGGUCAGUGGCCAGCAGGCCCAUCUGGAGUGGGAGUGGGCACUUCCACCCCGCCCACAGGCCAUCCGGCUGUGCAGGCCAGCCCCUAGGAGCAGGUCCCGGGUGACUGGCAGUUUUCACGGUCUAGGGCCGAGACGAUGGCAUGGGGCCUAGAGCAUGAGGUAGAGCAGAAUGCAGACCACGCCGCUGGAUGCCGAGAGACCCUGCUCUCCGAGGGAGGCAUCUGUGUCAUGCUGUGAGGGCUGAGGACGGGGCCCUAGUCUCUGGUUUUCUGGUCUUAACAUCCUUAUCUGUGUCCGCCACGGAGGUGACUGAGCUGCUAGCGAGUUGUCCUGUCCCAGGUACUUGAGUUUUGGAAAAGCUGACUCACGCCCAUCCAUCUCACAGCCCUUCCCUGGGGACAGUCGCUUCCGCCUUGACACCUCACUCUCAGUUGAAUAACUCAAGCUUGGUCAUCUUCAGACUCGAAUUCUUGAGUAGACCCAGACGGCUUAGCCCAAGUCUAGUUGCAGCUGCCUCGGCAAGUCCCCAUUUGCUCAGGCAGCCCUGAAUGGGCCUGUUUACAGGAAUGGUAAAUUGGGAUUGGAAGGAAUAUAGCUUCCAGCUUCAUAGGCUAGGGUGACCACGGCUUAGGAAACAGGGAAAGAAAGCAAGGCCCUUUUCCUGCCUUUCCCGGGAUCUGUCUACUCCACCUCCACGGGGGAGGCCAGUGGGGAAGGGCUGUCACCUCUUCCCCAUCUGCAUGAGUUCUGGAACUCUGUCCUGUUGGCUGCUUGCUUCCAGCUCCCCCCAAUCUCCAUCGCAGCGGGUUCCUCCUGUCUUUUCUACAGUGUCAUAAAACAUCCUGCCCCUACCCUCUCCCAAAGGUCAAUUUUAAUUCUCACCAAGUUUUGCACAUCUCUGUAUGUCGCUUGAUGUCUUAGACGCGAGCCCUUUCCUAAACUGUUCAGCGCUCUCUUUUCCUUUGGGUGGUUGUUGCAAGGGUGAUGACAUGACUGUCCCCAGGCCUGUCUCCCUGAAGCGUCUGUGCUGUCAGGACAGCCCUGGGCAGAGAUGAGGCAGGGGUGAGGCGUGCGUGUGCUUUUCCUCCUUGUUGGAUGUCUUCCAUAUCAUCUGUUUCCAUAGCUACAAUCCAUCCCUUGGCCUUAACUUUGGAAUUUGGAGAUUAUAUGCAAACAUGUGUAAAGGCUCAUGAAUAUGGAUGACACUGGAAUUUUAUAAAUUCUAAAAUAAAACCCGAAACCAGA